Molecule: messenger RNA, 3155 nt
Organism: Mytilus trossulus (common blue mussel)
Lineage: Eukaryota; Metazoa; Mollusca; Bivalvia; Mytilida; Mytilidae
Exons: 10
Coding region: 234-1685 (483 amino acids)
Biological process (GO): regulation of apoptotic process
Molecular function (GO): protein binding
Source: RefSeq, a predicted model, not a curated record
GAUAAAGGAAUAGCUCUAAUGUUAUUGUUAUUGAAUUUUGCAGAUACUUCUUACCUAUGAUAUUGGCAUAUUAGUAUUGUAUGGAUGUUUAAUACUUUGUACACUUUCCAUGGCAGCCAAUGAUGAUUCUUUGAUUUUUCAACGAUGUGUACGAAGAUAAUUUUACUCAACUCAACUUUCAUGCAAUCUUUUUUCCCGUAAUAUUCAAACAAAUUAAAUAGAAUUCACAGGAAAUGGAACCAACCAGACUUAAAUUGGAUGAUAUACGGAUUAUUCCAUCGGAUGAUUAUCCACUUCACACGUUUCUACUCAAAAUUGGUGAUCAGCUUACAGAGGAAGACUUUCAAAAACUUAAAUUCUGCUGUGCAGGAGAGGGUGGUUUGACGAAAAAUGUUUUAGAAAAGAUAACAGAUUACAUGAGUCUUUUUACUCAUUUGAAAGAACGAAGGAUUCUGUCUAAAUACAACCUUGCAUCAUUACAAGCAAUGAUAUGGCAUUUGGGAAGGAAGGAUUUGUAUAAUGAUUUCCUGGAAUAUUGCAAUUCACAGGAUAAAACUCUUCAUUUCUUUGUUCCUUCGGAACAUCCAGUUAAUGGUUACAAGCAUGUGGAUUUUCAUAUCAGAGGAACUGAUCUAUUUAGUUCAGAUGACUUGGAAUCAUUGAAAGGAGCCAUGUCAGUUUUACUACGUUGUCCAAUGCAUCAUAUCAUUAUUGAUGGUAUAGAACCAACAGGCAGUAUUCAUAUUACUUUUAUGAUACCAGAAGUGUGCAUUGAAAUUCUCUUAAACUUAGGAGAGCAGGAGAAGAAAAGACUAUGUUUGCAUGGAGUAGAUAGAUUUAAAGUAGACGAACAACUUAUAGACUGCAAAGAUUUUAAAGAAAAUGAGGAAAAACCAACUCUUGAUAAAGAUGCAGCUGUUCAGAAAAUUCUACAACAAAACAGAGAUCUACAGAGGGAUGUUGAGAACUAUCAACUCGCUUUUGAACAAGAGAGGCAAAACACCAAAGAAUAUAUAUCCAAUAUGACAGAUGCCCUACUAGAGUUAAGGUAUGCAGUGGAAUUAUGUGAAGAAGAAAAAGAUGAAAUUACUCGAAAACUUCAGAAUAUUAUUGAUGAAUACGAUGAGAGAUGUUUUGAAUUAAACAAGGUCAUUGAAAAUGCGGAUAUUGUAACAACGGAAAAUUUCUGCAAAGAUGAUUUAAUGGACCUUAGAGACACCGUUGCAAAAUGUGAAAUUGAAAGAGAAGAAAUUAUUUGUAAACUUCAAAACAUUGUUGAUGAACGUAAUUGUGGAGAAACUAAAAACAGAAUUUCAGAAUAUGGGUGUACAGAAACGCUAUUGUAUUUAGGAGAAGAUGAUAAUUUACUAAGAUCUUUGUCUCGGCUUGAUAAGUUGGGAAUAGAUGAAUUGGAGGACGAAUCGUGUGAUAUUCAGUCGCAAAUUAUAGAAAUCUUACAAACUAGUCGCGCCUGUGAAAUAACAUCAGAUAUAGUGCAAAGCGUACAAACAGAGAGAAAAAAUCUAGAAAAACUAAAGGAAAAUAUCCAAAAUCUAGUGGAUGUUAAUGUUUUUGACAAGGUUUAUGCAGUUGUUCAACGGUUAAAGAAAAUCGAAGAUGUUAUUUUAGUAAAGAAAAGGCAUCGAAACACAUCUUCAACUUGUUCAUCAGACCUGGAAAUAUAAAAUGUACAUGCCAUAACAACAAACUGAGCAAUUGUGACUUGCUCCACCUUAACAAUUUUAUUUAAAGUAAUCAAAAUAAUUGUUUUACUGUUGAAUAUAAAGAUAUGUUAUGUUGGCGAAACUUUCUGUGAACAUUUGCAGUCAAAUAAUGGAUGGAAUAUGUUAAGGGCAUGAACUAUCAGAUAGUUAAAAUUCUCUUCAUAACACGUAUAAGAUAUAAGUCAAUUAUUCAGAACUAGAAAAACCUAAACUGGAAUGCGCCAUUAGACAUCAGAAGAAAAUAAGAUAUGUAUGAAACCAAAAAAGAUUUUUAACGAAAAUUGCCCAAAUAAAAAGUUCAAAUCUUCUAUUAGUUUUUAAAGUCGGCGACGCCCUAGACAAUUGCAAUCUUAGUUUAAUUUAAUUACAUUAUUCGAUUAACAGUGAAAUGACCAACUAAAUAUCACGUUUUUUAUGCAUGUCCAGGGAGGAAGCGGCCAACAUAAUGCGUGUAAGCCGAGGUUACAUAAUGAUUGCGUCGUUUAAAUCAUACAAAAAAAAGUAAAAUCACAAAAAUACUGAACUCAGAGGAAAAUCAAUACGGAAAGUCCAUAAUCACAUGGCAAAAUCAAAUAACAAAACGCAUAAAAAACGAAAAGACAAGAACUGUCAUAUUCCUGACUUGGUACAGGCAUUUUCAAAGAUAGAAAAUGGUGGAUUAAACCUGAUUCUAUAGCGCUUACCAUCUCUCUUUAAUAACAGUCUCGUCAAAUUCUCAUUCAAACAAAUGGUCUUCCUUGACACAAAUAUUGAAAACCAAUUAUAGCGUUCUUUUCUAAUGAUCUAUAGGAAAAAAAUCUCUCUGGUACUGUUUUCUACAGAAAAAAAAUACAUCUAUGUUGCUUCAAUAAUAAUCAUUUUUAUUCAUACCAUGCAUGUUGAUCAUAUACGAGUUUAAUUUUUAUCAUAUUGCAUUAACACUGACAGGUCGUUAUUAUUCAUCAUGAAUGAUAUCCCACUUAAUAGAAAUAUUUCAUAUGCCUAUUGAAAGAGGGAAAGCAUGACAAAAUAAAGAAUGAUAAAACAAAAUCUCUCUUUAUUUUUAAAGAUACAAAAAGAGAGAGGCGAAAGAUACCAGAGGGACAUUCAAACUCAAAGAUCGAAAAUAAACUAAGAACGCCUUGACUAAAAAAGAAAAAGACAAACAAACAAAUAAUAGCACACAAGACACAACAUUGAACCCUACAGAUUAAGCAACCGUUAAACUAAAAACUGGGGACGAUCUCAAGUACUCUGGGAGGGUAGCAGAUCAUGCUCCUCAUGUGACACCCGUUGUGUUACUCGUGCUAUUACAAACAAAGUAAUCUUGGAAUGGCGAAAACAUAUUUUCACUGUAAGCAAUGUUGGAUCUUAUUUAAAAUAAUAGUUUUUGUUAACUACUUGUCAUAAUUUUGAUAUUCCAACACAUGUUUUUGUAAUAAUUUUACUUGA